CCCUGUGCACGGCCCCUGGAGCCGCUCCGGACAUGAAGCGCUACCUGUGGGAGCGCUACCGGGAGGCGAAGAGGAGCGCGGACGAAUUGGUUCCUUCGAUCAUGAGCAACUUGCUGAAUCCUGAUGCCAUUUUCUCAAACAACGAGAUGAGCCUGUCGGACAUCGAGAUCUAUGGCUUUGAUUAUGACUACACCUUGGUAUUUUAUUCAAAGCACCUCCACACACUGAUAUUUAACGCAGCCCGGGACCUUCUCAUCAAUGAGCACCGGUAUCCCGUGGAAAUCAGGAAGUAUGAGUAUGACCCAAAUUUUGCAAUUCGUGGGCUUCAUUAUGAUGUGCAGCGGGCAGUGUUGAUGAAGAUUGAUGCUUUUCAUUACAUCCAGCUGGGAACUGUCUACAGAGGCCUCAGUGUUGUCCCUGACGACGAAGUCAUCGAAAUGUAUGAGGGGUCCCACGUGCCUCUGGAACAGAUGAGCGACUUUUACGGAAAGAGCUCCCACGGGAACACCAUGAAGCAGUUCAUGGACAUCUUCUCCCUGCCGGAGAUGGGCCUGCUGUCCUGCGUGAACGAGUACUUUCUGAAGAACAACAUUGACUACGAGCCUGUCCACCUGUACAAAGACGUCAAGGCCAAUACACUCACUGAUGGAAAACAUAUCUUUUGCCAGGAUUCAAUUCGAGACGUGCAUAUCAAAGGGAUCAUGUACCGAGCCAUUGAAGCAGACAUUGAUAAGUACAUCUGCUACGCUGAGCAGACCCGCGCGGUGCUGGCCAAACUGGCUGAUCACGGCAAGAAGAUGUUCCUCAUCACCAACAGCCCCAGUAGCUUUGUGGACAAAGGGAUGAGGUAUAUCGUUGGAAAAGACUGGAGGGACCUAUUCGACGUGGUCAUCGUUCAGGCGGAGAAGCCACACUUCUUUAAUGAUAAGCGGAGGCCUUUCCGAAAGGUGAAUGAGAAAGGUGUCUUACUCUGGGAUAAAAUCCACAAGUUGCAGAAAGGCCAGAUCUACAAGCAGGGCAAUUUAUAUGAGUUUUUGAAGCUCACUGGAUGGAGAGGAUCCAAAGUGUUGUAUUUUGGUGACCACAUAUACAGCGACCUGGCGGACUUGACCCUGAGGCAUGGCUGGCGAACUGGUGCCAUCAUCCCAGAGCUACGAUCCGAGCUCAGAAUCAUGAACACGGAGCAAUAUAUUCAAACCAUGACCUGGCUGCAGACCCUGACUGGGCUACUGGAGCAGAUGCAGGUGCACAGAGAUGCGGAGUCCCAGCUGGUUUUGCAGGAGUGGAAAAAGGAGAGGAAGGAGAUGAGGGAAAUGACCAAAGGCUUCUUCAACGCCCAUUUCGGAAGCUUGUUCCGCACCGACCAGAACCCCACCUACUUCCUGCGGCGCCUGUCGCGGUUUGCCGACAUCUACAUGGCGUCCCUGAGCUGCCUGUUGAACUACGACGUGAGCCACACGUUCUACCCCAGGCGGACUCCGCUGCAGCACGAGCUCCCCGCGUGGUCGGACGGGCCCCCCACCCGCAGGCUGCCCCUCCUGCAGGAGGCCCGGGCCAAGUGACCGGCGCCCACCUGUGGGCACGCCAGGGACAGCCGCGGCCCAGGUUGGGCGGACGCCGAGGGGUUGGCCUUGUGUGGGUAGGAGUGUUGCUUUUGGAAAAGACACAGAUAACGCCUUUUGAUAUUUAUUUCGUACCUUCUGGAAGAGACUCGCCGGGUGGCUAAGACGGAAGCCAGCAGCGCACACGUCGGGCUGGAUGCAGGCCCCACGUGGAAACUCUGGUCAGUCUUGCUGCCAGAGGUUCUGUACCUGGUGUCAGUUUCCCGGGACAGGGGAGACUUCCUGAUGCCAUCUCUGUAUUCCGGCAGGUGACGCUUUGGAACUCCCUGACCCUUCCCUGGAAAACAGGGAACAGUCCCAGGCGGCGUAUUGGGAACGGACGGGCACAGUGGCCUGCAGCGACAAACCGCUUGCAGGAGGCGAUGACUUAGUGAGCUCUGCGGCGGCGUAACGCGGCAUAAGUAGCCGAGACGGUCCCCAAACAAGCAGCCCAGUCCCCAGCCAUUUGGUACCAGGGCUUUGGUGUUCUGGUGCAUCAGUCGAAAGAACAAGAGAUACAAGUCCUUAGCCCUGGGUCGUCCUCAGCAUCCCCUUCCUGUGGCCCACCCCAUCCUGGGGAAGGACAGAUGGUGCCCGCAAGCAAUGGGCGGGUUCGCUUCUUUCCCCGGAGGAGGAGAGAAGAGCUCCUGGUUGCCUUUCCAGCUGGCAGGACAGACUGUAGAUUAAGGCUGGGAGCAACAAGCAGGUCAGAGCCAGCGCUUGGUGGAGGGUCCCCUGAAAAUGCCACCCGAGCGUUGGCUUGAUGUGCUCAUUGGUGGACAGAAAAUGAAACCGAAACAAAAAAAUCCUUGUAAGGAAAUGCCACGCCACGCCAUGCCGUGACCUCGCUGGGUUGCGUUGGUGUCUUGCUAACACGUAGGCAUUCCCAGGAACCGUCCUUUUCUGGAGGGUAACAAACGCGCCCGCCGUGUGCAUGGAUUAUCGGGGGAGACGCGGGCUUGCACCCAGCAGGGCGGAGGGCGCCGGGCUCCCCGCUUAGCCGGCUCCCACCCUCUGCUCCCCUUAGCUUUCUUUCCUGCCAUGUUUGUGUGGCUAUGUUGGGAGUCUGAGGGGUUUUUUUGAGGUGUCUGUAUUUAAGGUGGGAGAUAAAGGGCAUCGAAACAAAGAGAAAAAGGGUUAGAAAAUGAUUUAGCUGACUAUUUCUCUUGUCUUUCUAAGGACAAUGAAAGGGGCCUGCAUUCUCAAACCUAACGCCCAGCUGGUACAUGAAGGGGGCUUGUGGACUGUGCUUGCUAAUUGAGCAUUUUUGCUGUGAUAAGUGUAUGGGAACCAGCUGUUGACAGGAGUGCUAGUUUGGCAGACCAUAGGCUGCCUGCUGGAAUGCAGACAUUAAAUGAGCACUGUAGCAUGUUUGUAAUGCCACUUGUUAUAAUGGGAUUUUACUUGUGUUUUCUUGUAUUUAACUGUCACAGUGAAGGUGACCCAUUAGACCCAGUUGGCCCGAUCAGUUAGAUGCCUUUUUCCUGCUGCAUUUUAUUGUAACCACAGUGGUCCGUUCCUUUUUUGGAAUGGGGCAGCCUUUUGUUUACUGUUUGUUAGCUCCUAGGUGUUGUGAGCAUCAGAGUUGAUUGGAGACGGCAUUUAAGGGGCACAGGUGGAGGCCAGAGCUGCUUAGGGUUGGGGCCUCAGAGGGCACACUGGUGCUUUUGGCGGCUGCUUUGGGGAAGCUGAGUGAGGAAGUAGUUACUGUUAUUUUAAUUUCUUAGUUUUUAUCUAAUCAGGUAUUUGUUGGAUGUCUCCUAGGUGCCAGUUACAUGGGGAUUUGUUUACUCAAGAAUGAAGUAGACUGUUUUUUAGUCCUGUUUUCGUGGGUGUCUAGGUUGGGUAAGCCAAGCCAUGGGGGAGAAAUACAUUUUCUAUUUCACGAUUUAUUACCAAUUAAGGUUUCAGUUUCUGCGCCAUCAAACAUGGCAGUGUUGAGAUCUACCACUUGGCAGGGGCCUGGUAU
Messenger RNA from Miniopterus natalensis, 3570 nucleotides. NCBI's taxonomy places the organism in Eukaryota, Metazoa, Chordata, Mammalia, Chiroptera, Miniopteridae. The record is from RefSeq and is a predicted model, not a curated record.